This is a messenger RNA of Brassica oleracea var. oleracea, 1160 nucleotides long. Its product is annotated as RWD domain-containing protein 1-like. The record is from RefSeq and is a predicted model, not a curated record. Lineage: Eukaryota; Viridiplantae; Streptophyta; Magnoliopsida; Brassicales; Brassicaceae. Bases 110 to 856 code for a protein of 248 amino acids. Gene Ontology annotation, biological process: cytoplasmic translation. Gene Ontology annotation, molecular function: protein binding. The transcript is spliced from 11 exons.
GAAAGUUCUCUCCUUUAGGUCAAUCUCUCUCUCUCUCUCGCCACGGCGACUCACUGGAGUUCGAUAAUUCAGACGGACAAAAUCUCAAAAGCUUUCAAAUUUGGGCAUCAUGACGGAGUAUAAGGAGGAACAGGAGAUGGAGAUUGAAGCUCUUGAAUCUAUACUUGCUGAUGACUUCAAAGAGAUUCAUUCUAGUGAAAGUGGGCUUAAUACUUCAAACCGAUGCUUUCAGAUUACAGUCACUCCUCAGGAUGAUGAUCUAGAGGAGUCAUCAUCAAUCCCACCAGUUCAGCUUGGUUUGGUUUUCUCGCACACAGAAAAUUACCCGGACGAGGCACCUCUUUUGGAUGUUAAAAGUAUCCGAGGAAUCCAUGUUGGUGACCUCACAAUCCUAAAAGAGAAGCUUGAACAGGAGGCAACUGAAAAUCUUGGCAUGGCCAUGAUGUAUACAUUGGUCUCAUCAGCAAAGGACUGGUUGUCUGAACACUAUGGGCAAGAUGAUGGGGAUGACUAUGCCGAGGAAGAAGCCGCCAAAGAGGAUGAGGUUAUCGUUCCUCAUGGAGAACCUGUUACGCUGGAGACAUUUGUGGCAUGGAGAGAGAGAUACGAGGCAGAGCUUGCACUUGAACGUGCCAAGCUGAUGCCGGAGUCUGCUCUUACGGCUCCUAAGGAGAAGAAGCUUACAGGAAGACAGUGGUUCGAGAGUGGCAAAGCGAGAGGAACAGUGGUCACUGCUGAUCAAGAAUCGGAGGAGGAAGAUGAUGAAGACAUUGACUUUGAAGACGAAGACUUUGAAGAUGAUGAAGAAGACAUGCUUGAGCACUAUUUGGCGGAGAAAUCUGAUGCAAGGGCCUGAAGCUAGGAAGCCUUAUAUAAUGAUUGUUAAAGCUCUUUUCUGGAUAGAGAUGAGGAUGCAAGAGACUGACCAGCAUUCAAUCUCCAUAUCCACAGUUUUUUCCCCAGCUUUGAUCUGCUCAAGAGUACCCGGAGAGUUACAUUUGUCUUUAUCUUAAAAAGUCCCCUUCACCGUCUGUUCAUUUAUAAGAACAAAUUAUAAGAAAAUGCUACUGUUUUUGUAACUUCUUUUGUUUAGGAUCAGCGCCAAUCAGAUCAAAUCCUAAAAGACAAACAGUUGAAUCUUAUUUAGAAAACUUGUUGAA